ACUAUAAGCGCAUAACCAUUCCAGUUGAAAAUUUCAGUUUUCACAGUAGCAGCGGGAUCUUCACCUUUCAACUAUCACCUUCUCUUCACUACGCUCCGAUACAGAGAUUCAGAUCUCGAUUCGUCAUCACAGUCUCUUCUUCUUCUUCUUCUCAGAAAAUAUUGCAUUCUGCACGAUGUUGCAAUGGAUGGGAGGCUCCAGGCGGAAAGUCACAACGUCAAGGAAGUCUACACAGAAGAGACAAAAGCAAUACUUUGAACAAAGGAAGCGUCAACAACAAAAUCUUCAGAUGAUGGGAUCAGAUAACUGUUCAGAUAGCCCAGGAAUAAGUGGACAAAGCCACAAGGACCAUCGGUCUUUGGACAUUCUUAAUUUGCUUAACUUGUCAAAAAAUUCUCAGAACCGCAAUCCAUUGUGCCCGAAGGGGAGGGAUGAUGGAGAAAUCAGUAUUCCUACCAUGCCAGGCAGUGUCUCAACAAAUCAACCAACUUUAUUUGCCAACGUGGAUGCUACUGUAAAUUCUUGCACAUUUGAAGAAGCAAAAGCAGGAGCACCUUUGUGCUUCCAGAUUGAAACAUCACCAAAGAAGAGUACUCCUGAUCACCAGAAUACUGCUUUUAAUGGACCACCUUGGAAGACAGUAACUGAUCAAUACUCGGAAUUAUCUGUUAUUGAUUUGCUUUGUGAUGAUGAGCCUAACGCUACUAUGGAAAAGUGCCCGACAUGUGAAGAUCAUGUUUCUUUUUCACUUGAAGGUUUGGGUAAAGUUGGAACAGAGACACCAAUUCAUUCGCCGGAACAAAGGGCUAGAAUUUCAUACGGCUACUCUCCAUUGGCGAAGGAUGGAAAGAAAUCAAAAUUAAAGAACCUUAACCAUGUGCUGGAUGGCAUUGAACUUGAAAUGGAUACAAUGAUGCAAGAUAUCAAGGUGUCGCCUACCAAUUCUUCGGACUUCCCAUUUAACAAAGUAAAGCGAAGCUCAGCAGUUAUUCGGGACAAGCAUUUUUAUGACCUUACUAACAAAAAUGGCUCUUCCAUUAGUGAAGACUUUUUCUACAAGACUGAAAAUAGUAAUGAAGAAUUGUGGAAUGCAUGCUCUAGCUUCCUUGAUGAGAAAUUUGACAACGAAAUAGAAUAUGAUAUCCCACGUAAGAAGACUUUGCAAAUGGGUUCUAAAUCUCCGGGAUUAUUGAAAAGUGGGACCUACCAAAUGGAAAUUCAUGCUUUUGAAGAUCUACUUCCAAAGAAAUGGUUUUCAGCAACAGCGAAGGAAGAGAUCGACAUGAGUGAGCCACUGGAUUCAUUCUCCAAAGACGAAUUAGAGAAUGAUUUUGACUUUUAUGUUGCGAGUAGGACAAGAGUAGAUGGGAACUUCAAUGCUCAAAAUUCAAUUCCAGAAGAUGUAAGGGAUAAUUCGAGCUUGCUGAGCGAAGAGUCAAUCUCAUCCGCUGCUGUGAGGGGUGAGUCCAUUGCGCAUUCGCCAUCAAGAAUAGUGACAAGAGAGAACAGAAGAAGACAUAGAAAUGCUUUUCCAAACCCUAGAAAUAAGUGCAGUACCGAGGACGAAAAGUGCAGAAGUAUCCCAAAUCCAUCAAAGCGAAAAUCUUCUCAGUACUCAAACUCUAUUCUCCCGGAAGAGUUUGGUGCACACAACAGUUGGCAGUUUGAGGAAAGAAAUGCUUCAGUUGAUAAGAGUUCUGUUUCCACCUCAUUCUGUCUAGAUUUAGGGGCAGAUUUUGCAGUCUUCGGCUCCAAGAAUAGAAUUGGAGAUCCUUUUAGCGUCUUUACUACCCCUGAAUUACACAACAAGGCCAGUCCUUCCUUUGGUGGAUUGAAAAAUGCAGCACCUCUUGCAGAUUCAAUUCCUUGCAGUUUUACCUCCGAAAAGUUUGCCUUUGAUUGCUCAAUUCCAUUCCCCAAUGUUCGGUCAUGGCCAACAAGCCCAAUAUUAUCUCCAGAUUCUCAGUUCAAAGUAAAGUCUGAAGAUGCUGGUGGUUUUCAUUGUGAGACUUCGUCAACCGAGAUGUCAGUCCGGGGAAGUGUUAGCAAAGGCGAGAGAAAGGUGAAAUUGCAGAAAGACAGAAACGAAAAUUUUGAGCAAGAAGGUAUUUUCACGGAAGAUGAUGAAAUGACCUCAGAAAACAAAAUGGCAGGAGAUGCUCCAUCUUCCAAUAAUAAUCACCCGCAUGAAUGUGAGGCCUCAGAGGACACAAAUAGAAAGACAACACAGUGUCUUGUAACAUCCAACUCUCCUAGUCAUAUGGAGGAGAUAUCAUCGUUACUGAAGAAACCUGACAGACAAGAAAGCUAAGCAGAUAAAAGAAAGAGCAAUUACGACGCUGAAACUCCUCUUAAAUGUAAAAUUACAAAUGAAGAAAUGAGAAUUUGGCAGCCUGAGGGAAGAAACGCGAUGAGUGGAAAACACAAUAACGAUCAAAUUAGCUUGUCAGGUAAGGUGAUGUUUGAAAGCUAUGUCUUUCAGCUUCUGCGUGUUCAAAAGGUAUUGAAGGAGGCGUGUCCAACAUGAAGGAAUAACGCCUUCCUUGGACCUAGUAGCAAUAAAAUUUCUUAUCAGACUUGAUAUUGGAGAACAAAAGAACAUUAGACAAUUUUUCCAAAGUGCAUUUUUAAUACAGAUAAAUUUCUCGG
This is a messenger RNA of Abrus precatorius (Indian licorice), 2649 nucleotides long. RefSeq lists its product as uncharacterized. Bases 176 to 2311 code for a protein of 711 amino acids. The record is from RefSeq and is a predicted model, not a curated record. The transcript has 19 exons. Lineage: Eukaryota; Viridiplantae; Streptophyta; Magnoliopsida; Fabales; Fabaceae.